AGGAACCUCACGUAGUCCAACAGCUUCUGCGGGCAAGAAGUGGACUGUACCGUGGAUUUCAGAGCAUCAGAGGUUAUUACCACGGUUCACAUGGGAAGAAUACCGAAGAGAAAUAGGGUUCCACCUGUUUGAAUAAAUCUGCGGGAUCUGAAAGAAGUUCUGAUGCUGAGAUAGUAGUGAGAUCUACUUCUUCAUAGAUCCGACUCCCUGAUGUCCAUGGAACCUUUGUGACUGCAGCAUUUAGUUCCACGUCGUCAAAAUGAUCUCCACCCAGAGAUUAUAGUUCAUCCUUCCUCCAUUGGAGGGCCACUGUUAAGAGGGGAGGGGGAGGGUAAAGGAGCCUCCUGUCAUCAAAGAAAGAGCUUCAGAGCGUGCUGGUGAAAGCGAAGGGAACCAUGUAGUGUCUUUUUCUCCACUCAGGGGGGAGGGUAGAUUUGAGUUUAGUUUUUUCCCCAUUGAUUUUAGUGUAAAAGUGUUUCAUGUGAGCCAGAGAAGAGAUGGUCCUCCACACCUCUCCCUACUCUAGUGCCUUCCUACGGUGCCUCAGCAGCCUGUCAUGGGGCUUCAUCUUCCCCUGCUACUGGCUGCUGGACCGCCUGCUGUCCUCCUGCGUGGCAACCUCUCUGGAGAAGCGUCGGCGCUCCCAGGACCCCUGUUCCUUCGUGACGCUGUAUGUGCUGGUGUCCACCCCGCUCUACCUGUUGCUCCUCCUGGCCUCGCUGCCCUUCGCUCUGCUGGGCUUCCUGCUGUGGGCUACCCUGCAGGCGGCCCGCCAUCCCUAUCUCUACACCCACCGCCGCCCAGACAAGCACCAGGCUGAGCAGGGGGGUGUGGCGUCACUGGCCGACUGGAGACCGCAGGGCCGCAGCUUCUGCUUCGGCAGUUCCAACGUGUGCCUACUGCCAGACUCCCUGGCACGCUUCAACAACCUGUCUGAGACCCAGCGCCGUGCACGCGAGGUGGGCAAGCGCAUCCGUAACGGGGCCAGCAGGCCGCAGAUCAAGAUAUACAUCGACUCCCCCACCAACACCUCCAUCAGCGCCACCUCCUUCAGCAGCCUGGUCACAGGGUUCCGACGGACAUCCUCCCUGGGCCAGCGGCCCGACAACACAGCCGAGGCCGAGACCGAACCCGUAACCGACUGCCCAAUACACACUGCAGGUUCAGACUGCCCAUUACACACCACAGGUCCAAACUGCCCCAUACACUCAACAGGGGACCAGGGCUCCUCAGAUUGUCCCGUCCAUGUAGCUGGUGGAGAGAACACACCAGAGUGCCCCCUUCACACUGCUGGUUCUCAGAACAGCUCUGACUGUCCACUGCACACCACAGGGGCCCAGAACUCCCCAGACUGCCCCAUGCAUGCCUCGGGGGUCCAGAUCAGUAUCAGUGCCCCAGAGCCAGACCCCCCAGAGGCCGGGACAGGGAAUCACCAAAGGGAAGGUGAUGCAGAGAGCCUGACAGGGGGGGUGUCUUCUAACAACACCCUGUCCCACCGCACUUCCAUGUUCAAGAAGCACACCGGUCGCAAGCGGCGCCARGGUGACGACGGAUUCGACCAUGAGAUCUCUGCCUUCUUCCCUGCCAACCUGGACUUCCUGUGUCUGCAGGAAGUGUUUGACCACCGGGCCAUGUCCAGGCUGAGGCACCAGCUGCACCACUACUUCCCCUACAUCCUGAGUGAUGUGGGCCGCUACGCCUGGAAGGGCUGCUGCUCCCACUUCAAGUUCCUGAACAGCGGCRUCAUGCUGGCCAGCCGCUAUCCCAUACUGGAUGCCCACUACGAGUGCUACCCCAACGGGCGAGGGGAAGACGCCCUUGCAGCCAAAGGAGUCCUCUUUGUCAAGGUGCAGGUAGGCACCUCCCAUCAGGAGCAAAGAGUUGUGGGAUAUCUCACCUGCACACAUCUGCAUGCCAUUGAAGGAGAUGCAGCUGUGCGUUGUGAGCAGUUGGAUCUGCUCUUGGCGUGGGGGGCGGAGUUCCGCAAGAUGACGUCCCGCCCCUCGGAGGAGAAGGGUCUGGAAGACCAGGUGGCCUUUGAUGUUGUCCUCGGCGACCUCAAUUUUGACAACUGCUCCUCAGAGGAUAAACUGGAGCAGCAGCAUGCCGUCUUCACCCAGUACAAGGACCCAUGUCGCCUGGGGCCAGGGGAGGACAAGCCUUGGGCUCUGGGUACACUACUGGACACCAGUGGGCUUUAUGACGAGGAGGUCAGUUCACCAGAGAGUUUACAAAAAGUGAUGGAGAAUGAGGAGGGGAGGAAGGAAUACUUGGUGUUCCCCACCAAUAAAAACCAAUGUCCUAAUCAGAAGGGCAGAAAAAUCCCCCUGAAAGGCAAUGGGAGGAGGAUCGACUACAUCCUUUACAGAGAGGAGGUGCAGCAGGACUGGAAAGUGGACAUUGAAGAGUUCAGCUUCAUCACCCAGCUAGCCGGCCUCACUGACCACCUGUCUGUGGCCAUGCGUCUGGCUGUGUCCACUGGAGAGGAGGAACCUUAGAAUGGGGAGGGAAGAGAGAGAGAGAGAACGAAAGGGACUCAGGCCUGAGAAAUACAGAGCUUAACAAAGAAAAUAAAGAUGGAUGUAAAGAGGAAGAAAGAGAAGAGCAGAUACAGAGGAAUCAUGUGAUCCAGAUGGAACCUGAUGGAGAGAGAAAGGAGUGGUUGUUGUGUGUGUCAGAGGUCUGGACUGGGCCUAAUGUGGACCUGAGAGACUGAGCCAAAGACUUAAACACACAGACAGUUUCAGUUUGACUCACGCACCUACAGGCCACCGUACUGUAUCACCUCUGGUCCUCAUGGACUAUCAGCUCCCUGAUGAUGGAGUCCCAAUGAUUGAUUUACUAUAAAUAAUUUCCUGUAUUUAGGGACUAUUUUGUUUUUAGGCCUCAUUUAUGUCUGACCUUUUUAUGUUUUUACCUUUUGGGCUCGGAAGUGUCAAAUCUUUGUUCUUUAUUUCUAUGAUAAAAAAUGGCAACAUGAGACUUCUCUUGACUCAUGCAAUCUAGAGUGUAGCCUGGCUUUCUAUGGCCCUCUGUGUUUCUCUGUUGGUGUUUGUUCCUGUCAAUUGAAGGAACCUCAGCAAAAAUUACUUUUUUUCUAACUCUUUCUAAAGGUUUCUAUGGUCACUGCACCAUCUUUGUAGGGAGUUUAAACACCUGCAUUUAAUACUUUACAUUUAUAAUGGAGGAGUUGUAUGAAAACCAACAUCUUUGACUGAAAAGGGAUGUUUUUGGGGCCACCACUUACAGGCAUCUCAUGUUUCAGUGGCGGUUGGUUGGUAGGUUGUUUGGCAGAGCUGAGAAGUGAGGAACACCUGAUAUGAUUAGAUAAGAGGAACAUAGUUAGGAAGGCCUGGGUGGGGAAGUGGGGGGUUUCUGCAUGGAGAGGGGAAUGAGGAUUUCAGACUUCAAUCCCUCGAUAAGAGACUGUUUAGGUUGGAAGCCUGGUCUCCAGGGCGAUAAGCAUGUUCCCUUGACGAUACAACCUCAAAUACUGCCAAUGCAAUGUUUCUGCAUGAAAUUCCACCCUGCCAAUACCCACAAACACACACAUUACAGACAGACACAGAUGGCACUCCUGCCUGCCUCGUUUGUGAUCACACCUUUUUACUCUCUCACCUGUUCUAGCAGUAUAGUAUUGACUCUGUUGCUAUUGCUGGCUGUACAAGACGAUAAGGGAUGUGCCUAUGUGUGCAGGGCUGGCUUUGGGAUAUGUGACGACCCCAUGUCCCCCUUUAGCAUGGUGCAGUAUUUAUAAAGCUUAUUCCUGGUUGUGGCCACAGCAGAGGCGAAUGUUUACACACCUGAUUAUUCGUUUCUGGUCAGUGAGUAAGCCUGGUCAGUCAGAAUAUCUCUGUACUUUACUAGCUAUGUAAGUAUAGUACCAUUCAAAAGUUUGGACAUACCC
Molecule: messenger RNA, 3907 nt
Organism: Salvelinus sp. IW2-2015
Lineage: Eukaryota; Metazoa; Chordata; Actinopteri; Salmoniformes; Salmonidae
Product: sphingomyelin phosphodiesterase 3
Biological process (GO): sphingomyelin metabolic process
Cellular component (GO): extracellular region; cytoplasm
Molecular function (GO): sphingomyelin phosphodiesterase activity
Source: RefSeq, a predicted model, not a curated record